AUGUCUUCAAUUAAUUCGGAAAUUCGAAAACCAACCUGGGAUACUUACACAGCCCGAGACCUUGAAAUACUUUCGGAUAUAAUAACUUUGGCUACAUAUACUUCACAUACUUCACAGAGUUCAAUAGAAAUAACACCAAUUUCAUUUAUGUCAUUAUUUCGUGCUCAUGAUGUUGUAUUAUCAACAAGAAGAAUUGACCCAAAAACUGAUACUACUUAUUAUCAAUUUUUGUUAAAAUUAUCAUUAAUGCCUGGUAAAAAUUGGUGUGAAAAAUUUGAAAAUGCUAUCAAGGAUAUUGGAUUAAAAACAGAUAUCGAACAAUAUAAUUGGUUAUUACGUCAAUCUAAUGAACUAUCUGAGUCAGAGUAUAGUACAGAAAGCAACAUUUCUUCUUCUCAAUUGGAUCAUAGUAGUGUUGAAAAUAUUACUUUUGAUAAUUUUAUCAAAGCAAGUAAAGAUAGUUUAUCAUUCGUAUUAGAACAUAAAGAUGAUAAUUAUGAAUCGAGCGUUGAAUCAUCAACUAAAUUUGAUUCUCAGAGUUUUAAUGAUGGUUAUGAGAAACAAUCACAUAUUAAGAGAGAUAUCUUCAAAAUUGAAGAAGUUGGUAAAUCUGAAGAAGAUACGCUCAAGGGUGAUGUUUCGAUAGUAAAAAAGAAUACAUGGAUACCUAUAACGAAUGUUGUUGAUAAUAUUAAAUUUAUUCCGGAUGGUAUUGAAAGUGUUGACGAUAGUGAAAAAGAGGUUCCUCAAGAAAUGGAAGAAUUAAAAGAGAAACUACGAAUAUAUUUUAAAGAAUGGAGAAGAUAUUUUGAUAAAUUAAUAUCAACAUCACAAAAUUAUAAUAUAAUUGAUGAAGGUACCGAAGAAACUUUAGUAGAAAGAGUUUUUGAAAAAUGGAGAAGUAGAUAUAUUCAUUAUGAAUCAUUAAAUGAAAUGGCUGAAGAUGAAACAUACUACUAUAAUAAUGAGACAGAUAAUUGGGAUACACCAUACGAGGAUGAUGAUAGGGGAUGUUACUUAAAUUUAGAUAUCGGAGAAUUUUUAAUCAAAUCAAGUUAUCCAAAUAUUGUAAAAUUAAUUAGUUAUAAUGCAGAAGGUUUAGUGAAGGCUCUUGAUGAUAUAGAAGGAGCUGUAUCAGCAUACAAAGCAAGUGAUGGCCAAAUUACCAUUACAGAUGAACAUUCUUCAAAAAAUGAGUACAAAGUAAAGCUUGGUAAAAGUCUUAGUUUAAAAAUUUUAUAUGUAAAUAAGCGUAUUAUGAAAGAAUUGGAAGAUAAG
Molecule: messenger RNA, 1278 nt
Organism: Funneliformis geosporum
Lineage: Eukaryota; Fungi; Glomeromycota; Glomeromycetes; Glomerales; Glomeraceae
Source: the annotation of a GenBank genome assembly